Molecule: messenger RNA, 3152 nt
Organism: Anolis carolinensis (green anole)
Lineage: Eukaryota; Metazoa; Chordata; Lepidosauria; Squamata; Anolidae
Gene: thbs4
Product: thrombospondin 4
Exons: 22
Coding region: 105-2987 (960 amino acids)
Biological process (GO): response to endoplasmic reticulum stress; cell adhesion
Cellular component (GO): extracellular region
Molecular function (GO): calcium ion binding
Source: RefSeq, a predicted model, not a curated record
CCGCCUUCUCCAUCCGAAGUCAGACGCCAGAAGCGAGAGGAGAGAGACUCCAGGUACCGGCAGCGCCAAGCGGGCAUCUCUCUCUCUCUUUUCCUCGGGACCCAAUGGACGGGAUGAACAAGCGCAAAGCCGCCUUCUUGCUCUUGCAGGUCGCCUUGCAGCUCUGCCCGGGCUUCUCCACUCCGCCCGCAGCCCCUCAAGUUUUUGAUCUUCUUUCUACACCCAACCAGAAGCUAGUAAAAACUUUCCUGCAACAGGCACUGUCCGAUCCUACAUUGAAUGAAGUAUAUGUGCUCUCGACGUUCAAACUGCAACCCAAAAGCACAGCUGUGAUAUUUGGGCUAUAUUCCCCUACUGAAAACAGAAAAUACUUUGAAUUUACAGUAAUGGGACGGGUGAAUAAAGUUUCCCUCAGAUAUUUACGGAACGAUGGGAAAUUACAUGCUGUGAUCUUCAACAAUGUUCCAUUAGCUGAUGGGAAACGGCACACGGUUCUCCUCCGGCUUAGUGGCCUCCAACGUGGCCACAGCAAAGCAGAAUUGUAUGUGGACUGUGCACAGCUAGAUUCCACUCAAGAACUUUCGAAAGCCUUCUCAGGGUUGUCUCAAAGCUCAGAACCUGUGGAAUUACGGACACUGCAGAGAAAAGUGCAGGAUGCUUUGGAAGAAUUGAAGCUAGUAAUAAGAGGGUCACUAUCUCAAGUGGCAGGCCUGCAAGAUUGCUUUCUUCCACAAAUUGAACCAGCAGUACAAUAUCAAGGUGUUUCUACGGGUGACUUUAACAGGCAGUUAUUAGGCCACAUGAUGCAAAUGAAUCAAAUACUGGGUGACGUGAAAGAUCUUCUCAGGCAACAGGUUAAAGAGACAACGUUUCUGAGAAAUACAAUAGCAGAAUGCCAGGCAUGUGGACUUGGAGCUGGAAACUUUCCCACUCCUCCACCGCUGCCUCCUAAGCCCAAGUGUGAAGUCAGCACUUGCUUCCGAGGGGUGCGAUGCACAGACACAGCAGAUGGGUUUCAGUGUGGACCUUGUCCCGAAGGGUUCACUGGAAAUGGAAUUGUUUGCACUGAUAUUGAUGAGUGUCGAUAUAAUCCAUGCUUCCCGGGAGUGAGAUGUGUGAACAUGGCUCCUGGUUUCCGAUGUGAAGCCUGCCCACCGGGAUACACUGGGCAGAUUAUUCAAAGUGUAGGAAUAAACUCUGCAAAAAAUAACAAACAGGUUUGCAUGGACAUAGAUGAAUGUCAGAAGAAUGGAAAUGGAGGUUGUGUUGCAAAUUCCCUCUGUAUAAAUACCGUGGGGUCCUAUCGCUGUGGAGCUUGCAGGCCGGGAUUUAUUGGAGACCAAGUCAGGGGUUGCAGAGCUGAGCAAAGCUGUAAAAAUCUGGCCCUAAACCCUUGCAGUAUCCAUGCCCAAUGUACUGAAGUAAGGCAAGGAGACAUCUCAUGUAUUUGUGGCAUCGGCUGGGCUGGUGAUGGCUUUGUGUGUGGAAAAGAUGUUGAUAUUGAUGGCUAUCCUGAUGAAGAACUCCCCUGCUCACUUGAAACUUGCAAAAGGGACAACUGCAAAUAUGUUCCAAACUCUGGACAAGAAGAUGCAGAUGGAGAUGGAGCAGGAGAUUCUUGUGAUGAUGAUGCAGAUGGAGAUGGUAUUCCAAACGAACAGGAUAAUUGUGUGCUUGCUUCUAAUGUUAACCAGAGAAAUAGUGACCAAGAUAUCUUUGGUGAUGCUUGUGACAAUUGUCGCAUGGCCUUGAACAAUGAUCAGAGAGACACUGAUGGAGAUGGCAAAGGAGAUGCUUGUGAUGAUGACAUGGAUGGAGAUGGCAUUAAGAAUGUUUUGGAUAACUGUCAAAGAGUUCCCAACCCAGAACAGAAGGACAGAGAUAAUGAUGGCGUUGGUGAUGCCUGCGAUAGUUGCCCAGAUAUUAGCAACCCUAAUCAGUCAGAUGUUGAUAAUGACCUUGUAGGGGAUUCCUGUGACACCAACCAAGACAGUGAUGGGGAUGGGCAUCAGGACAGCACGGACAACUGCCCUACGGUCAUUAACAGCUCCCAGCUAGAUACAGAUAAAGAUGGGAUAGGUGAUGAAUGUGAUGAUGAUGAUGACAAUGAUGGGAUUCCAGAUUUUGUCCCACCUGGUCCAGAUAAUUGCCGGCUGGUUCCUAACCCAGGGCAGGAAGAUGACAACAGUGAUGGAGUAGGUGACAUCUGUGAAGCAGAUUUUGAUCACGACACUGUGAUCGACCGGAUUGAUGUCUGUCCCCACAAUGCAGAGAUCACCCUGACUGAUUUCCGAGCUUAUCAGACAGUUGUCCUUGAUCCAGAAGGUGAUGCUCAGAUUGAUCCAAACUGGGUGGUUCUGAACCAGGGUAUGGAGAUUGUACAAACCAUGAACAGUGAUCCUGGGCUUGCUGUAGGUUAUACAGCUUUCAAUGGAGUUGACUUUGAAGGCACUUUCCAUGUAAACACGGUGACAGACGAUGACUAUGCUGGCUUCAUCUUUGGUUACCAAGACAGCUCCAGUUUUUAUGUAGUGAUGUGGAAACAGACUGAGCAGACGUAUUGGCAAGCAACUCCAUUCAGAGCUGUUGCAGAGCCUGGAAUUCAACUCAAGGCUGUCAAAUCAAAGACCGGGCCUGGAGAACACCUUAGAAACUCCCUUUGGCACACUGGCGACACUAAUGACCAAGUCAGAUUAUUGUGGAAAGACCCUCGAAAUGUUGGCUGGAAAGAUAAAGUUUCCUACCGCUGGUUCCUCCAGCACAGACCCCAGGUUGGAUAUAUUAGGGCAAGGUUUUAUGAAGGCUCUGACCUGGUGGCAGACUCUGGAGUGACCAUAGACACGACCAUGCGUGGAGGGAGACUCGGCGUUUUCUGCUUCUCUCAGGAAAACAUUAUUUGGUCGAAUCUGAAGUAUCGUUGCAAUGAUACCAUCCCAGAGGACUUCCAGGAAUUUCAGGCUCAACAGUAUACAGUUGGAGAUAUUUAAGAAAUACUGGGAAUCCAAGUGGCUAUGGCAAACAAUAAAGCAGUAUAUAUUAAAUUCGCAAAUGAUUUUCUUUUGGUGCAAGCCCACACUCCAUUUGUUCUGAUUGGUAUAAAAUUGACAUACCAUUUUAUAUAUAAAUGUGAAAAAUAAAAAAGAUUAAUUAGG